This is a messenger RNA of Hyaloscypha bicolor E, 3085 nucleotides long. RefSeq lists its product as uncharacterized. NCBI's taxonomy places the organism in Eukaryota, Fungi, Ascomycota, Leotiomycetes, Helotiales, Hyaloscyphaceae. Gene Ontology annotation, biological process: interstrand cross-link repair; double-strand break repair via nonhomologous end joining; protection from non-homologous end joining at telomere. The transcript is spliced from 7 exons. The record is from RefSeq and is a predicted model, not a curated record. Gene Ontology annotation, molecular function: 5'-3' DNA exonuclease activity; damaged DNA binding. Bases 63 to 2888 code for a protein of 941 amino acids.
UGAGAACCCAACCCGCGAGGCACUGUCUCAAUCGUGGACGUUUAAGUUGAGCAUGCGACAAGAUGUCAACCUUUGGGGGAGUAAUGGUGGAGUUUCCUGACGUUCGAGUUGACUUCUUCCGACCUGUUCUAGGCCAUCGCCCGCCUCUUGCAUGCUUCUUGAGUCAUGUCCACAGCGAUCAUUUGGCUGGCCUUGAGUCGUUCAAGUCUCCAUUUAUCUUCUGCUCCCCGGCAACGAAAGAGCUUCUUCUACGGCUUGAGCGAUAUCCGCAUAGACUCAACUUCGAGCUCGGUAUUCUUGAAUCCCGCAAACAGACGUAUAAGCAUCUCCAAAAGCUCUUGAAGCCGGUUCCUCUGGAAACGCCAACUCGGAUCGAGCUGCAACCUGGCAAGGAUAUCCAAGUCACGUUAUUUGAUGCAAAUCACUGUACAGGAGCAGUUAUGUUCUUGUUCGAGGGUGAUGGAAAGGCGGUGCUAUACACUGGCGACAUCAGAUCAGAGCCAUGGUUUGUUAAUUCACUGACACGGAAUCCAUUUUUAAUCGAGUAUACAAGUGACCUGAAGACCCUGGACUGUAUUUAUCUGGACACGAGCAACACGUCGCCUAUCGAGUUCCCGACUAAAGCCGACGGAAUCAAGGAGCUUUUGCAGAAGGUAUCUAAGUAUCCUCAGGAUACAGUCUUCCACUUUGCGGCUUGGACUUUCGGUUAUGAGGAAGUUUGGAUGGCUCUAUCUAAAGCAUUGCAGUCUCCAAUCCACGUCGAUCGAUACAAGCUGCGGCUCUACCAAUCUCUUCGAGGCGAGUCUACCAAGCAGGACAAAACUUCAGCUGCUUUCCUUGCGCACGAAGGUCCAGUCUUGGCUGGUUAUAUAUGUGGAAAUACGCCUCAGGAAGGAUGUCUUACAGACGACCAGAACGUUCGCUUGCACAGCUGCGAGAAGGGAAUGCAUUGUCCUACUACAAAUAAGAAGACGGUCUGGAUUAAGCCAAUCAUCACCAGAACAAAGCGCGGAGAGAUUGCUGAGGUUGGCGUUGGCGGGGGAGGAGGCGAUUUAGCACAACGGCCGGAGCUGGAAGUCGACAGCGACUUGGCUAUCGAUCAGCUUCUUGACCUAUUUGCAAAUAUCGAGGACGCCAUCUUGAAUGAUAUCAAAAGUAUGCUUCAGGCAGGUUCUCGAUCGACUACCCGAGCUGUAUCUCUUGACGACAUGGGACUUGACCGUCAAGAAGAUGACCUGUCUCUGUCGGAACUCGCUAAGAUCAUCUUGCGAUCAUUAACCAACAAGCGAAAUGCCAAGGUCACCGAGAACAAGCAACAGGAGCAAGGUCUUCCUCGCGUUAUCACAUUUCCAUAUUCCCGCCACUCUUCUUACGCCGAACUCUGCGACCUGGUUAGAGUGUUCCGCCCAAAGGAUGUUUAUGCAUGCACGGUGGACGCAGAUACUUGGCACGAGGGAGUCAGCAUCCGAAACCUCUUUGGCAAGCAUUGCUCUGCUUCGAUCUUCCGGCAUGACUUCGAAAUGCGAAUGAUUAUUGCUGAGAACUCAUCCGAUCAUGAGGACCAGCAAACUCGCACCACUGCCAGUGCUCAGUCGUCCCCGAAUGUAAGCCCUGUAUUGAAACAUACAAACAGAACUGCCGCCCUUCCCCCCAGACCAGCUUCCGGCGUGACUGUCCGGCGAAACUCUCAGGGCUUACUGGGACCCUUUGGUGCUUCUGGAAAUGAAGUACCAGUGGCACGAAAGGCCACGCCACCGCGAAACAUAUCGGCUGUCUCACCGGGCUCAGAGUCACAAAGUUUGCGCCGCAAAGCCAUCCUGGAUGGUCUUGGCGAAAGAGAUGCGAAGCGUGCGCGGAUGCAAGUGGACGGCCACGGCUCAUCACCACUGGGGGGCUCUGGCGAACACAGCAGUAUGACUCUUCAAAACAGAAAUGUACUCGAAUAUCGUGGGGAUUUCGAUUUAGACACGCCGGUGCCGAACCAUGGCCCAGGCUCGGAGGUAGGUAGCGACCGCGAUGGUUAUGAAGUCCCGGACGAUCAGAGUUCAGCUAUUUCAGUAGCUCUCGAUGAUGCAGAACCUGAAAUAUUUGACAUUGAGGACAACCCGGUUCAGGUGGGUAGCAGAUACACAUUCUUCGAUUACGACGAUCAGAUCCUUCGCUGUGCAUACUGUGGCCAUGAGAUUUGGACGUCCGAGGGCUUCUGCACUGGCAUCGAAAAGGGAUACUGCAGAGAUGGGCUAGCCACAGAUCCAUACUUUGAGGUGCUAUAUCCAGAGGCUCACGGACCCCGCCCCGCGAUCUCGGCGACCGAGCAUUCGGAAGAGAUGAUCGAAGGUCCCGCUCGAAGAAUCGUCGUUGGUAACUACCUCGAUGACGAUUCAUCGGCCUAUGAUUCGCAAGACGAGGCAGACCAACAUUUCAACGAAGCAUAUGACGAGCAAGACAGUUUUAUCGAUGAUGAAUCUCAACCAGACUCCGACACACCUGAUGACUCGUCGUCAAGUAAUGGAGAGACAAAUUGGAAGGAACAGUACAAUCUGCUUCAAGCAACACAUACCAUGCUUCUGAAUGACUACGGCGGUCUUGCCGAGGAAUAUGAUAACUUCAGGAGGGACGUUCUUGGAUCUGACUACAAUAGCGGAUCAGAUAUGGAGGAUAGCGACGAUAACGGGAUGGUGGCUAUCGAUGUCAGUGUUCCUGAUCCCAUUGUGACGGAACUCGUCCUUUCUCAAGCGCGGGAACAAUCUCAGGAGUCAGAGAUCACCACUGGCGGGCUCCGGGACAGCGCGGAAGCAGGUGAGGCUGCAAGCAGUGUCGAUGGGUGGCAUAACAUUACCAUGGUUUCCACUCAGGACAACCAUACCCAUCCAGAGGUAGAGUUGUAGCGGAGGUUUCAAACGGAUUUUGGGGCACGAGUGGCUGCUUUGCAUGGUUAUGACAUCGGUGCAUUCAAGGGGAGUUACUAUGACCAAAGAUACCCAUGGGAUUUGCUUUGACCUUGCUGUUACUUUUAGCUCAUCAUAACAAUUACUUCAUGAAACUAGCAUGGUCGAUGGACGGACAAUAAACAAGAUAUACUCAG